This is a messenger RNA of Stegastes partitus (bicolor damselfish), 8996 nucleotides long. RefSeq names its product CLIP-associating protein 1-A-like. Lineage: Eukaryota; Metazoa; Chordata; Actinopteri; Pomacentridae. Gene Ontology annotation, molecular function: microtubule binding; kinetochore binding. The transcript is spliced from 36 exons. Gene Ontology annotation, biological process: mitotic spindle assembly; establishment of mitotic spindle localization. Gene Ontology annotation, cellular component: spindle microtubule; mitotic spindle; cytoplasmic microtubule. The record is from RefSeq and is a predicted model, not a curated record.
AAACAAAUAUGACAUAUUUAUGUAGAUGUACGUCAUGUAUUUUGAGAUACACAAUUUUCAUGUGUGUAAAAUAUCUUUUCUAGACAUAAACACAUUUGAUACAGCUCAGCGUUAUGAAUGCAUAAUAAUUUAAAAUAUAUAUUUAUCAACACCAGACUCUUCCUUUCACCGUUAUAUGAUAAAAGUUGUAAUAAUCAGUUUAAUAAAUGCAUCAAAAACUAAUUAAAACUUCAACAUAAACUCAUCUCAGCCUGCCUCUGCUCAGAAAUGUGCAGGAAGCUCCAAGAGUCUGCAUUUACAGGACGAGUGGUUUUAUUUUAGCUGCUUCCAUGACUCACAAAAAAAUCAUUUCUGGCCCAGAAGGACGAAAAUCAGCCAAAGUCCCAAAACCCAAAGUCCUGCUUGAAGUCCUUCAGGUUUUGAAAGGCCACGUUUACUCAUUAAAAGCUGCUCGGAGCUGAGUUUGGACUCAUUGUGUAAUUGGCAUAAUUAGUUGGCCUUUGCAGCCUCUGGACGUCAACAUCUCUGGUCUUGGUCUUGGUUCUGUCUCUGGUCCGGCAGGGCUCGGUGCAGUUGCGCGGUGCUGCCGGCAGGGGUCGUGGUUCUGCGGCCUCCUUCUCUCUCUACGGUGUCUGUGGUGGGACAAGCUGUGAUUUACUCCACUACUCAUUUAUUCAUCUUUUUAUUCCGGUCCCUGGUUUGUAGUUGGGUCGGUUCUGGUGUUGGAGGUUCGCAGACUUUCAGCAGGAGAAUAAUUCUGGCUGUGAUGUGAACUAACGGGAGCUUGUGUCCGAGGCAGCGUCGCCACUUUGGACUUUUUUUUUCUGGGAACGACUCCGUCCAUCCGCAGAAUGAGGCGCAGCGCUCCGCCGCAGGAUGUUCCGGCGACACUAGCUGCCUCCUGAAGCCGUCUCUGCUGUCGGGUCCUGCGGCAGCUCCUGCGCGCUGUGGGGGCUUCGGUGGAGCGAAGGUCCGGCUGGAAGUGUGGUUUCCUGCAGCCGCGGAACAGGAGGUGAAGAUGGAGAACCUGCUGGAGCAGCUGCUGCAGAAGGACCUGGGCAGGAGGCUCCAGGCGGGUCCGGAGGUCCUGGAGCUCCUGCUAGACGAGGAGAAGUGUCCCGACCUGGAGCAGGACCAGACGGCGCUGGACCGGGUGGUGGACGCCGUGGCCAGCUCCUGGGUCAACUCCAGCAACUUCAAGGUGGUUCUGCUGGGGAUGGAUGUUCUGUCAGCGCUGGUCAGCAGACUGCAGGACAGGUUCAGGACGCAGGUCGGAACCGGUGAGCAGCUCCACUUUGUUUCUGCAUCCACGGAACAAACGUUUAAACUGCUUCACACGGUUGUUUUACUCAAAGAAAAGCAGGAAGUCUUCCUCUUUCAGAACAGAAUAAUCCAUCUUAUGUCGACUAUCACAGUAACUGGCAGCUACAGUCGGUUUGAUCGGUUUGGAUCUCAGAGUCUGACGCUCAGUAAAAUUGUUCCUCACAUCUGUAACCUCCUCGGAGAUCCAACCAGUCAGGUGCGUGACGGAGCCAUGAGCUGCCUGGUGGAGAUCUACCGCCACGUUGGGGAGCGAGUGCGAAUGGACCUGGGAAAGAAGGGCCUGCCGCAGUCACGGCUCAACGUGAUCUUCAGUAAAUUCGAUGAAGUCCAGAGGUCGGGGAACAUGGUCCUGUCACCUGUGUCAGACAAAAACUUCGAGGACGAUGACUCGGCGGACGGCGGUCGCUCCUCGUCCUCGUCCAAAGGCGCCUCGCUGUCCGGGAGGAAGGCGGUGAGCAUGGGUUCGUUUCGACGCCCCGCCGCCUCAGCCUCCAGCGCCAAGUCUGCAGGGAGGGAUGGGUCUGGAGCUGGAGCUGUGGACGAGGAGGACUUCAUCCAGGCCUUUGAAGAUGUUCCCACAGUGCAGAUCUACUCCAACAGGGAGGUGGAGGAAGCCAUGGCGAAGAUUCGAGACGUCCUGUCCGACGACAAGCGGGACUGGGAGCUCCGAGUGGCAGCCCUGAAGAAGGUGCGCUCGCUGCUGAUCGCCGGCGCCGCAGAGUUCGAUGGCUUCCUGCAGCAGCUGCGACUCAUGGAGGCGUCAUUCAAACUGUCUGCCAAGGACCUGCGGUCUCAGGUGGUGAGAGAAGCCUGCAUCACUCUGGGCCACCUGUCCUCGCUGCUCGGCGGCCGGUUCGACCACGCGGCCGAGGCCAUCAUGCCGACCCUCCUCAACCUGGUCCCCAACAGUGCCAAAGUCAUGGCCACAUCCGGAGUGGCCGCCAUCCGCCUCAUCCUGCGACACACGCACUACCCACGCCUCAUCCCCAUCAUCACCAGCAACUGUACCUCCAAAUCUGUGGCUGUCCGAAGGCGCUGCUUCGAGUUCCUGGACCUGCUGCUGCAUGAAUGGCAGACGAGCUCUCUGGAGAGACACGGAGCAGUUUUAAUGGAAACCAUCAAGAAAGGGAUCCACGACGCCGACGCCGAGGCUCGAUCCGUGGCCAGAAAGUGUUACUGGGGUUUCCACGGUCACUUCAGCCGGGAGGCGGAGCUUCUGUUCCAGGGCCUGGAGUCGUCCUAUCAGAAGGCUCUGCAGGCUCACCUGAGGAGCGGCGACAGUCUGAUGUCACUUCCUGCCUCCGAUCGCUCCUCCUCCUCGUCUCAGGAGAGCCUCAAUCGACCGCUGACGGUGAAAAGCACCGCAGGAAGCAGCAGAUCCAAAGCCCUCCACUCCUCCCGGACGCCGGCGGCCUCGUCUCCCGGUUCGCUGCAGCGUUCUCGCAGCGACGUGGACGUGAAUGCCGCCGCCACCGCCACCGCCAGGACCAGGAUGCCCGCCGUGCACGUCGCCACCGCGCAUACUUCACCUUUCAGCUCAGCUCCUUUUCUGUCUCCUUUCUUGGUUUCUGCCUCUUCAGGUCGAGUCCGAACCCGGAGGACGAGUGCAGGAAGCGGUCCGUCGGACAGUCGCGGCCGCAGCCGAGGAAAAGUCGUGUCUCAGUCUCAACGUGAGCAGUGAAAUGUUUCUUCCUGCGUUUCAGCCGGCAGUCGGUCCGGUUCUCCGGGUCGACUGCUGAGCUCCACCUACGGCCGGAUCCCCAGACCGACCAUGGGAACCGCCGCCGCCGCCGCCGCCAGCAGCAGCCUGUCCGACAAGAGCCGACCUCGGGGUCACCGUAGCCAGGGCUGCAGCCGGGAGACCAGCCCCACCAGAUCAGGCACCGACCGGCUGUCCCAUCAGGCUCGGAUCUCGGCCUCCGUCAACGCCAUGAAGAUCCUGAACACCGGCACCGAGGUCGAGGCCGCCGUCGCUGACGCUCUGCUCUUAGGAGACUCCAGGAGUAAGCGGCGGCCGGCCCGGCGGCGGUUCGAGUCUCCGGGGAUGUACUCGGACGACGACGCCAACAGCGACGCCUCCAGCGCCUGCUCGGAGCGCUCCUACAGCUCCCGCAACGGAGGCAUGGCGCCGCAUUUCCUGCGCCAGACGGAGGACGUGGCCGAGGUGCUGAACCACUGCGCCAGCGCCAACUGGUCCGAGAGGAAGGAGGGUCUGCUGGGUCUGCAGAACCUGCUCCGGAGCCAGAGGACGCUCAGCCGCGUGGAGCUGAAGAGGCUCUGCGAGAUCUUCACCAGGAUGUUUGCAGACCCUCACAGCAAGAGAGUGUUCAGCAUGUUCCUGGAGACGCUGGUGGACUUCAUCGUGCUGCACAGAGACGACCUGCAGGACUGGAUCUUCGUCCUGCUCACCCAGCUGCUGAAGAAGAUGGGCGCCGACCUGCUGGGCUCGGUCCAGGCUAAGGUCCAGAAGGCCCUGGACGUCACCAGAGAGUCGUUCCCGUACGAGCAGCAGUUCAACAUCCUGAUGCGCUUCAUCGUGGACCAGACGCAGACGCCCAACCUCAAGGUCAAGGUGGCCAUCCUGCGCUACAUCGAGGCUCUUGCCCGCCUCAUGGACCCGGCCGACUUCGUCAACUCCAGCGAGACCCGCCUGGCCGUCUCCCGCAUCAUCACCUGGACCACCGAGCCCAAGAGCUCCGACGUCCGCAAGGCGGCCCAGGUGGUUCUGAUCGCCCUGUUCGAGCUGAACACGCCAGAGUUCACGAUGCUGCUCGGCGCGUUGCCCAAAACCUUCCAGGACGGAACCACCAAGCUGCUGCACAACCACCUGAGGAACAGCAGCGUCGCCAUGGCGUCUCCCAGCAGCUCGGCCGGCCGGACGCCUCCUCGGCAGCCCAGCAGUCGCAGCAGUCCGCUGACGUCGCCCACCAACUGCUCCCUGUCACCCAGCCUGCUGGAGUACGACAGCGAGAACCUGAACUCGGAGGAGAUCUACAGCUCGCUGAGAGGCGUCACCGAGGCCAUCCAGAACUUCAGCUUCCGCAGCCAAGAAGACCUGAUGGAGCCGCUGAGACGGGACGGCAAGAGGGACGGCAUGCCGGGCGUUGGGGCCUCCUCGGACGCCGACCCUCGCGGUGAGGCGGUGGAAGGCGGCCGGACGGCUCUGGACAACAAGACGUCGCUGCUCAACACUCCGUCACCGCGAUCCUUCGCCGGGCCGCGGUUCAGAGAGUACAACCCGUACAACUACAGCGACAGCGUGGACAAGGCCGCCCUGAAGGAGGCGCUGUACGAGGACGCCGUGGAGCGGGACGGCCGCCGACAAGAAUGUGUGGAAAACAAGAUCCUGAACCCCAAAAGCUUCCCGAGUAAGAAAACCACUGAGUUCAUCUCUGCUCUCAAAAGUAUACUCCAAACGUUUGAAACACUCGAGACUGUCACAAGUGACUCGAGACUGGACUUAAAAUAUGAUUCUAAAUGUGUGUUUCCUCAGCACACCAUCCGAGCUCUGGCCCUGCGAGUCCUGAAGGAGAUCCUGAGGAACCAGCCGGCCCGCUUCAAGAACUACGCCGAGCUCACCAUCAUGAAGACGCUGGAGGCCCACAAGGACUCGCACAAGGAGGUGGUCCGGGCGGCCGAGGAGGCGGCGUCCACGCUGGCCGGCUCCGCCCAUCCAGAGCAGUGCAUCAAGGUGCUGUGCCCCAUCGUGCAGACGGCCGACUACCCCAUCAACCUGGCCGCCAUCAAGAUGCAGACGAGGGCCAUCGAGCGCAUCGCCAAGGAGCCGCUGCACCAGCUGCUGCCCGACGUCAUCCCUGGACUCCUGCAGGGCUACGACAACACGGAGAGCAGCGUGAGGAAGGCCAGCGUCUUCUGCCUGGUGGCCAUCUACUCUGUGAUCGGGGAGGAGCUGAAGCCCUACCUGGCUCAGCUGACCGGCAGCAAGAUGAAGCUGCUCAACCUGUACAUCAAGCGGGCCCAGACCUCCACCAGCAACAGCAGCAGCUCCUCCGACAUCUCCUCCUACUAGCUCCUCCUCCACACCUUUCCAUUCCUUCAGCCGUCGCCGGUGGGAUCGUUCUCUGUGUUGGACCGGGCCUCGCGCCUCGACCAUCUCAUUCCUUCGGCCCCGACGAGGCUGAAGCCGUCUGGAGGAGCUUGUGCUGCUCGUUUCUGAAGGAGGUCCUGAGACGUGUCACAAAGAACCUCCUGCGUUAGAGUCAUGAGCCUUAAAACUUCCCUCCACGGACAUAAGCGUAGAAACCAUUUUUAAGGUCAUCUUGUGUCGCCGACUGAAUGUGAGGACGUCCUCGUGGAAGACUCGAGGCGGGUUUGGACCUGGAGAGGAGAGGUUCUGCGGCGCGUAGCUUCAGUGUUUUUAUCCGUUUGUAGUCCCUUUAACUGUCUGAACCGUGUUUUGCUUUGACACAUCAAACCGUAAACUGAAUGUAAAGGUCUCACCUGUGUUCCUGAACUACUGCCUCGUCCCGCCUGCUGGGUCGAUCCCGGACCGUUCUCCGGCUCUCCGACGACGCAUCUCGAAUCGUAUCGAGCGGUGAAAGAAGGCGGCGGCGGCGCUGUGGUCUUUAGAAAGGCCGAAGACGAUUAAGAAAAGAAGAUAAAAAACGCGUAGAAGAUUCUGCCGUCGGGAAAAUGUGAAGCUGAUUUGCGUUGACUGCGAUCGAUCAUUUGGCGGGCCAAUGAUUAGAGCACGACACAGAGACGUAUGUAUAUUAGAGCAGGUUCAUCGGAUCGGGCCAAGCAGCAGCAGCAGGCGUCAGCGCCGGCGUUUAAGAAGGAAAGAAGGACCGGAUACUCUGAUCAGAUGGAUUUCCGUUUAAAACAGCCUCAUUUGGUUUUUGUUCACGUUGACUGAAACUGUAGUUUGUCUCUUGUAAGAAAAACGACUGAACGAGGACGGUUUGUGGAGCUAACACCGAGCUAGCAGCUCUCUGCACGCAGCCGCUGGAGUGAUUCACGCCGUCAGACACACGGUCAUUAAAAAACAACACCUGCUGCAGGUAGAUGCAGUUUAGCAGCCGGUUAAGCUGAUGAAACUCAGUGUGACACUAAAGGUUUGUCAGAAGCGACUUCACGCUGCGUUACGUCCUGAUAAACUCUGUUUAGUUUUGUUUUUUAUUCUUUUCACACUGAAGACAAAGCUGUGAACUUUAAUCAGAACCGUCGUUGUAAAAAGACUCAAACUUGGUCUGAAAUCGUUAAAAGUUCGUUUGCAAUGACUCUGAAGAGUUUUUUAGUUUUUACAGAAUCUGAUUGUCUCAAAAAAAUCAAAGUUUUUAAUGUAAUCUGUCGAUGAAACGACGUGUUUUAGACGGUAAAUAACUUUAUGAACUGAUGCUGGUUUGUGAACAAUCAGUAAAACCUCUGCUGUUAUCACUUUGUGUGUUUUGGUCAUUGGAUAUUAAAAACCAAAUGAGUCGCUGUUUGAUUUUCAUUUUAAAAUUCAAGAAUUUAAAUUCCAGGCAUUUUUCUUCAUCAAGGUCAAGACGAGAUGAACAAAACUUUAAAACCUGCUUGAUUUUCUGUUUCUGUUUCUAAAAAAGAAAAAAAAGAAAAACACCCGUUUUUUUUAUAUUGUGCAACCGGAAGUUGUUGUUUUCAAAGUAAGAGCGUGACAGUCGAUGUGGUUUCUGUGGACCUUCCUCUGAUAGCACAGAGCAGGGUUAGCCGGUAGCUAGCGUUCCCUGAUCAGAUGUUUUUAGUUCUUCUGCAUCAUGUCCUCGUCCCUGAGACACUGUUUUAUUGUUUUAUCCACGUCCGCUAACUUCUGUUACACAACAACGUCCUCCACACGCUCUUACUUUGAAAGCGACAACUUCCGAUUGCACAAUAUGAAAAAAAAACUGUCUUCUUUUUUGGUUUUUUGAAACAGAAAGAGAAAUUCAAGCAGGUUUUAACGUUUUGUUCAUCUCGUCUUGACCCUGAUGAGGAAAAAUGCCUCAAAUUUAAAUGGACUUUUAAAGUGAAAAUCAAACAGCCGCUCAGUUUCCUCCUCUUCUGGACAGAAAAUCCAACGACCAGAACCUACACGGACCGUCGUUGAGGUUUAGGUGCAGAAACAAUCAGAAACACUCGAAGCUACGACCGACGUUCUCACUUCCAUGCUAAGUUUUAUUAGCGACACGUCGGCUAACGAUUCGCUGGAUUUCUACAUUUGACCUUUUUGCGUUUUUCAAUCCGAAUUUUUAAAAAAAGCCCAAAUCUGACUGUUGGAUGAUUUAACGGGCAGAAAAAGCUGCUUUUUAAAUGGAAAUCAGCUGAUAAGCGUCUGGUUUGGUGCGACUCGUAUAAAGUGGGUUGUUUUGUAGUGAGACGACCACCGGGCCUGUGGAUCUGAAGUCUGCUGUGGCGUGGACCCAACGGUGAGUUUCAUUCCAGAACACUGUCACCUGAAGGCCACUGAGGAGGUUUGGAUCAGCGCUUUGAAUGUGAGUCGCUUUGAGGCGUCCACCGUCGAAAUGUGAAGUCGUUCAGAUCCGUCGGAAGGUUUCGACAAUCUGAACGGUUCCAAGUGCCGGAGAGGAGGACUGUUUGGACAUUAGCAAUAAACCCUGAGGAGUCCCGCCCGGGUUCCGUCGCACUGUAAACUUCCAUCGUGUUUCCGAUAACUAAACGCUACUGCGGCUUAUGCUAACGCUAACAAACGCCUGGUAGCGCCGACGUAAAGUCGCCUGAAGUCUGAAACUCCUCCGGCUGGUUGGACCUCCCCGGUGCUGAACUCCGCCCGGCUGGCUCGCCGGGGCCGUCCAAUCAGACGCACCGGAGGAAGCUGAGGACAGUUUGGGAGGCGAAGUAUCCGGUUUGUUGUGACUCCAGUUAUGAAGCUACAGACUCGUUUUUACUCACAGAAGUGUCUCGAACUUCGUCUAGAAGCACCGCGACCUCGUCAAAACCAACGAAACGUCAAACAGAGUGACUCAGAGUUAAGGAUGCACGAUAGAUGGGCCACCACGCCGGUGUCGGUCCGGUGACUGUCCAACAUCAGCGUCUCUACAGAUGUUUUACCUGAAUGGUCCUGGACUUAAAUAUGUUUUACUUCUGUAGUAAAGAAGGCUGUGUGGUCUGAUCUGGUCUCCACGUUCUCACAGGACUUACUGAUGCUGAAUAUCGACAUCAGUGAUAUCAGAAAUGUUGACAUCGUGCAUCUCUGCUCAGAAUCGUCCAGAAGCUACAAACCGUUUGUCCACAAUGAUUCCAGAGUGGCUCAGGAGUUUCCCACAGUGCUCCGGAUGUGGCUUAAACCUCCAGAGGCACUCAGGCAGUUUGUUUCUUCUGCCGUCCUGCAGCUUCGUACUGCGACUCCGCCAACAGCCGGCUCCCUCCCACAGUGUUCUCUGGAGGCGGACAGCGAAGCUUCGUCGCCUCACCGUCUCUGUCGGGACGCGUUUAACGACUGAUUUAAUCCGACAGCGAGCUUUUACUUCCUGAUUUCGUGCCUUUGGCUACAAGCGGCGGCGCUAACGCGAGCUAACCCAACGGCCACGUGCAGCCUGUACAUACGCCCACCUCACCGCGCAUGAGUCCGUCUUAGUUGCUUCCCUGCUCCACCAUAUUUAUGCCCACCUCCCGCCUGCCACUGUACAUAUACUGACAUGUUUCUCUCACCUGUGGUAGACUUUACAGAACUUGAAAUAAACGAUCCGACUUGGUUC